This is a messenger RNA of Aspergillus homomorphus CBS 101889, 642 nucleotides long. Its product is annotated as 60S ribosomal protein uL23. The coding region runs from base 46 to 510 and encodes 154 amino acids. Gene Ontology annotation, biological process: ribosomal large subunit assembly; translation. Lineage: Eukaryota; Fungi; Ascomycota; Eurotiomycetes; Eurotiales; Aspergillaceae. Gene Ontology annotation, molecular function: structural constituent of ribosome. Gene Ontology annotation, cellular component: ribosome; cytosolic large ribosomal subunit. The record is from RefSeq and is a predicted model, not a curated record. The transcript is spliced from 4 exons.
CUCUCGACACUGCGACAAUCACCACGACAGCGCCGGACGACAGCCAUGGCCCCUAAGGUGGAAAACAAGCAAGGCAAGACCAAGCCCAGCGGCAAGGCUGGUGCUGCUGCCAAGGCAGUUCUGAAGGGUGCAGGCGCGCACAAGGCCCGCAAGGUCCGCACCUCGACCACCUUCCACCGCCCCAAGACCCUUCAGCUUUCCCGGUCGCCCAAGUACCCUCGCAAGUCGAUUCCUCACGCCCCUCGUCUCGAUGCCCACAAGGUCGUUCUCUUCCCCCUUAACACGGAGAGCGCGAUGAAGAAGAUCGAGGAGAACAACACCCUUGUGUUCAUCGUGGACGUCAAGGCCAAUAAGCGUCAGAUCAAGCUUGCUCUUAAGCAGUUGUACGACGUCGAUACCGUCAAGGUCAACACUCUUGUCAGACCCGACGGCUCGAAGAAGGCUUACGCCCGUCUGACUCCCGACGUCGACGCUCUGGACAUUGCCGCCACCAAGUUGGCCAUCGUCUAGAGGGGUUUCUCGGGACAGUAUGGAGUUUCUUUUUGUUCUGCGCGGUGGUUCCUCAAUAUCAAAUAUACAAUUACUGCUAGUGCUUCAAUGAGGGCGGAAUGAUCAAAAAAUGAAAAGAAUUACCCGAUUUCA